Molecule: messenger RNA, 1695 nt
Organism: Chinchilla lanigera (long-tailed chinchilla)
Lineage: Eukaryota; Metazoa; Chordata; Mammalia; Rodentia; Chinchillidae
Gene: Mlx
Product: MLX, MAX dimerization protein
Exons: 8
Coding region: 257-991 (244 amino acids)
Biological process (GO): regulation of transcription by RNA polymerase II
Cellular component (GO): nucleus
Molecular function (GO): protein dimerization activity; RNA polymerase II cis-regulatory region sequence-specific DNA binding; DNA-binding transcription factor activity, RNA polymerase II-specific
Source: RefSeq, a predicted model, not a curated record
CUGCUUCCGCCGCAGUGUUUACGCGGGCCGUUUCUCGUCUGGGGAUGGAGCCAGGGCCUUGCACCCGCCGCAGCCCUGACCUAGGGUAGGACCUCCCCUCCGAGCCGUCCGGCCCCGCCCCCCAAGGCGCGCAUGCUCGUUGCUCGCCCCAGCCCGGGCUCGCGGAUUGGCCGGCUCGGGUCAGGUGGGCGCCUCGCCUCUUCCCGGCUGUGGGUCCCGCGCGCCCUGACUUCCGGUCCGGUGGGGUCGGUCCGCGAUGACGGAGCCGGGCGCGUCUCCGGAGGACCCUUGGGUCAAGGUGGAGUGCGCCUACAGCGACACCAGCCUGGACCCCGGGCUUUUUGUAGAAAGCGCCCGCAAGGGGAGCGUGGUGUCCAGGGCUAAUAGCAUCGGUUCCACCAGCGCCUCUUCUGUCCCCAACACAGAUGACGAAGACAGCGAUUACCAGCAGGAGUCCUACAAGGAGUCCUACAAGGAUCGACGUCGUCGAGCACACACCCAGGCCGAGCAGAAGCGCAGAGAUGCCAUCAAGAGAGGAUACGAUGACCUUCAGACUAUCGUCCCCACCUGUCAGCAGCAGGACUUCUCCAUCGGCUCCCAGAAGCUCAGCAAGGCCAUCGUCCUGCAGAAGACCAUCGACUACAUCCAGUUUCUGCACAAGGAGAAGAAGAAGCAGGAGGAGGAGGUGUCCACGCUCCGUAAGGAUGUCACAGCCCUGAAGAUCAUGAAAGUGAAUUAUGAGCAGAUCGUCAAGGCGCACCGUGACAACCCGCACGAGGGCAAGGACCAGGUCUCCGACCAGGUCAAGUUCAACGUGUUCCAGGGCAUCAUGGACUCCCUGUUCCAGUCCUUCAACGCCUCCAUCUCGGUGGCCAGCUUCCAGGAGCUGUCGGCCUGCGUCUUCAGCUGGAUCGAGGAGCACUGCAAGCCCCAGACGCUGCGCGACAUCGUGCUGGGCGUCCUGCACCAGCUGAAGAACCAGCUGUACUGAUGGUGUGGGCGCUGCAGAGCUUCGCUGCCUUCUGCCCACAGCCUCGCCAGCCAGAAGGGCUCCCUGGCGCUUGGUGGCCCGCGGCCUGGCAACCUGCACGGGGCGUGUGUUUCAUGAACACUUCUGAUUAAUUUAUUUUUCAACCAUGCAGCCAGGCCCCUGUGCCCUCCCCGUAGGGAGCCCUGGCUCACCAAGCCUCAGGUUCCAGCCAGGACCCGGCCUGCUUUGGUGCUGGUGGGCUGGGGCUGGGGCUGGGUGUGGGCACUUGGGAGUGGCUGGGGGAGCUCACCAGGAAGGGAGCCGGCCGGGCCGGGGCCCCGCUGUGGAGUGGGUACAGGCGCAGCCUCCCUGCCUGGUCUGCCCUCUCUACCCCCACCCUGCUGCCCCAAGACAGGUGGACACAGCGCUGCAUAUUGGAAAUCUUAUAUUUUUAAACACCAACAACACAAUUUUGCUAGUUACAACUUUGGAAAAUUAACCGGCCUCCAGACUACCCCUCAGCCUUCCCUUCUCUUCCAGUGUGCUAGGGACUCCACACCUCCAGGGCCACCUGUCUGCCCUGGGCGCGGGGCGGAAGCCCUGGGUGGGUGCUGGGGACACCAACCUCACCGCCGAGGGCCCCAGCGCCCCCUGAAAUCUGACUGCCUGCAAGAAAGUCAGUAUUUUUGUAUGAAAGUGAAAUAAACAUCACAUGCGUUCCUUUA